AUGACAGCUGCCAGAAGCACCAACCCCACUGGGCACCCCCGUGCACGUGGCAGACCAUAUGGCAGUGAACUGGAGGCCAGACCCUCGGGAAUGACGAGGUGCCGCGAGCAGCAGCAGAUGCUGCUGGGGCAGUGCGGCGGCAGCAGGAUCGCGUGCCUGCCGUGGUGUGCCAUCUACCGCCUGCGCGCCCAGCUGCCGCCCGCUGUCGUUGUCGAUGGCGGGUCGGGGUACUGCAAGUUUGGCAUGAGCAACGACGCAGCGCCAUCAGGACGCAUCGCCACCUUUCUGGAGUUUGGAAACAUCGAGGCACCUUCCCUCGCCCGCCUUCGAGCCCUCUUCUCCUCCAUCUAUGCCAGCAUGCGAGCCAUUCCCGCCAACCACCCUGUUGUCGUCUCCGAGCCUCUCGCUUUCCUGCCAGAAACGCGCGAGGCGCAGGAGGGGAGGCGGCAUCUGAGGGAGGUGACAUGUGCCGUGCUCUUCAGUGCCCUGCGCGUGCCCUCCAUCUGCCUUGUCGACCAGGCCACCCUGGCCCUGUUGGCAGCGGGGGCAGCAUCAGGCGUGGUGGUGAACAUUGGCUUCCGCAGCACCACAAUACUUCCCAUCAUGCGAGGCCGCACCGCAUGCAGCCUGCUGCCCUUGUACUGCCUGCCGCUGGGCGCCAUGCGAGUCACGGGGCACCUCAGCCAGUUACUGCACGAUUCUGGGAUCGUGUGCCAGUCCAUGUUCACCUGGGAUCGUGUGCCAGUCCAUGCUCUCGCAAUAACUUUCAGCACCCCACUGCAUCAUGCUUGUCACCCCAACCCCCUCCCUCCCCUCCCGCAGUCGCUGUGCUUUGUGGGGCGCGACUUCCAGGCUCUUGCUUCGCUGUGCUUUGUGGCGCGGGACUUUGAGGCAGCGAGGAGGGGCGAGGAGAGGGGGGUGCGGGGCACGUGUGAGGUGCCGGGGGAGGGCGCCUUCACUCUCGCCAGGGAGCGCUUCCUCGCCCCUGAAGUGCUCUUUCAACCUCACCUCUGUGGCCUCGGCGGCAGGGGCAUACAGCAGGCAGUGGCGCAGUGCAUAGUGGAGUGUGCUGCCCGGGUGAAGGCGUUUCAGGCGCAGCAGGACUGGAAGGCCCGACACAGCCACGCGGGAGAGGCACCGGCUGCAGAUGAGGAGAAGGAGAAAGGGGGGGAGGAGGGUGAGCGAGUGCCUGGGGCGGGGCCAGGGGGUGAAGGUACCACGAGGCGGGUGGGAAGUGGGGAGGGGGAGGCAGGGGCGGGUGGGGGGGUGUGGGGGCGAGUGCCUGCGCCACUGUCAAGUGAGGAUGUGGCGGAGGCGAUCGGCACCGUGGUGGUGGCGGGGGGCACGUCUGCGCUGCCAGGGAUAGCAGAGCGGCUUCAUCUGGAGCUGCAGCGCCUGCUUCCCCCGCCCCUCGCUGACAGACUCACUGUGAAGGCAGUGGGGCCGUAUGGUGCAUGGAUGGGCGGCAGGACCGUUGCCACUACGAGCUCGUUUUUAUCAGCAUGGGCGCUAAGCAGGGAGGAGUAUAUGGAGAAAGGACCGUCUUCUGUUCAUGCCCUUGCCAUGGAUACGCACAACAUGAACAGCCAGGCUCUUCCUGUUUGGCUGCAGGGGCAUACAGCUGACAGUGGCGCGGUGCAUAUUGGAGUGUGUAAAAUGGGUGAAGGCGUUUUUGAAGGCCAGGCACAGCCACGCGGGAGGCGCAGCGGCUGCAGAGGGCGAGUGCCUGCGCCGCUGGCAAGUGAGGAUGUGGCGGAGGCGAUCAGCACCGUGGUGGUGGCGGGGGGCACGUCUGCGCUGCCAGGGAUAGCAGAGCGGCUGCAUCUGGAGCUGCAGCAGCUGCUCCCACAGCCCUUCACCGGCCGACUCUCUGUGAAGGCAGUGGGGUCGUGGGUGCCCACGAGUACGAUACCUGGUUACCAGCCUCCAUAUCACGACUCGUGCCCCAACCAACUCAAAUGUCCCCAGCUUCUGCCGGGCCAGAAGCGACCUGCCGCUUACACGUGGCUGCCCGACCCGCCCUGCUCCCAGCAGCUGUGGAGGUCCCAUGGCCCCUGCCAGUCCCACAGCAACCAGACCUACCCCAACCCUCGGUGGACGACAGUGCUUCCGCGCACCCGAGCUGCCAUCUUCACAGCCGGCCAUUGGUUCUUCCAUGAGAAGCGACCUCCACCGUUGGAUCGCAUGUGGUCCGCAUUUGCCCUCACUCGCGACCACUUGCUCUCGUCCAACUAUACCGGCCUCGCCCUGGCUCUCUCCUUCUCCCCUGUCCACACUAACAAGUCCUGUGCUGCUGCUACAGCCCCCCUCGCUGCCUCCACGCCUGCUGCUGCUCUAGCGAAUGUGACCGCAAAGAGCACCAUUCCCGCUCUUAGGGCGCAGAGGAGGGUGCUGCGGGGGUCGAGGCUGCGGCUGGUGGAUGUGACUCAAAUGAGUCGGUUCCGGCCGGAUGCACAUAUACGGGGGAACACCGGGAUCACAGCAACCCUUGUAAGGCUUUGCUCAAAACCCAAGGCGCACGAAUCCCCUCCUUCCCUCACACCCGUUCCACAGCAUGAGAAGCUCGACUGCAGCCAUUGGUGCCUACCUGGUGUGCCUGACACAUGGAGUAACCUUGUCAUCUCGCACCUUCUGGGGCAGCUGGAGUGA
Messenger RNA from Closterium sp. Naga37s-1, 2649 nucleotides. Lineage: Eukaryota; Viridiplantae; Streptophyta; Zygnematophyceae; Desmidiales; Closteriaceae. The record is from the annotation of a GenBank genome assembly.